CCACAUAAAGUUGUCUUCCGCCGGCAGUCAGUUUACACCACGUGCUAGAAGCGACAUCUCUCACGUGAUCGGGGCGCCACAACUCCGCUGCAAGUAGCAGCCAUGAUGGAAGGUUUGGAUGAUGGUCCUGAUUUCCUCUCUGAAGAGGACAGAGCUACAGCAUUACCAAAUUUUAAACAGAGUGAAUUUUCUGUUGUUCGGCAACAUGAAGAGUUUAUUUGGCUCCAUGACUCGUUUGUUGAAAAUGAAGACUAUGCAGGAUAUAUUAUCCCACCAGCACCACCAAAGCCUGAUUUUGAUGCAUCGAGGGAAAAGCUUCAGAAACUUGGAGAGGGUGAGGGAUCGAUGACUAAGGAAGAAUUCACAAAGAUGAAACAAGAGCUUGAAGCAGAAUACUUGGCCAUAUUCAAGAAGACUGUUGCAAUGCAUGAAGUGUUUCUAUGUCGUAUUGCUGCACAUCCCAGUUUAAGAACUGAUCUGAACUUUCAUGUCUUUUUGGAAUAUAACCAGGAUUUGAGUGUGCGUGGGAAAAACAAGAAAGAAAAGUUGGAAGAUUUUUUUAAGAAUAUGGUAAAGACUGCUGAUGGGGUUCUUGUUGCGGGUGUAAAGGACAUAGAUGAUUUUUUUGAGCAUGAGAAGACAUUCCUUUUAGAGUACCACAACAGAGUUAAAGAUGCAUCUUCCAAGUCAGACAGAAUGACAAGAUCUCACAAAAGUGCUGCAGAUGACUAUAAUAGAAUGUCUUCAACAUUAUAUUCACUUGGAACCCAAGAUUCAACAGACAUAUGCAAGUUUUUCUUGAAAGUUUCAGAAUUAUUUGAUAGAACAAGGAAAGUUGAAGCACGGGUCGCUGCAGAUGAGGACCUAAAGUUGUCAGACCUCCUGAAGUAUUACUUAAGAGAAUCAGAAGCUGCUAAGGACCUUUUGUACAGGCGAGCAAGGUCGCUAGUAGAUUAUGAAAAUGCAAAUAAGGGCCUGGAUAAAGCAAGGGCAAAAAAUAAAGAUGUGCUACAGGCUGAGACGGGGCAGCAGAUGUGUUGUCAGAAGUUUGAAAGAAUUUCAGAGUCUGCAAAGCAAGAGCUUAUAGAUUUCAAAACAAGACGAGUUGCUGCAUUUCGAAAGAACUUGGUUGAACUAGCAGAACUGGAACUAAAGCAUGCAAAGGGCCAUCUACAGUUGCUGCAGAGUUGUUUGGCAGUGUUGCAAGGGGAUACUUAAUCCAAAUAUUUUCCACGUUUGAAGAACGCAUAAAUCACAGCAUUGUUGGAGACUUGGCAGUCGAACAGUUUGCAGGAGAAUUCAGUUUGUAAAAUGCACAUAUGGAAAGUGUCUUCCUGGGAGGUGUCAGUGCAUAAAAUCAAGAAUAAAAUUAAUGUACGAUACAAAAUAGACCACUUUCUUGCACAUACAUUUAUUAUAUUAUUGUAUGCUCUUAAUUGCUCAUGAGCCAAAAUAUUUUUUUUUUAUUUUUUUAUGAAACUAGGCAGUAUAAUCACUCCUCAUGAAGUUGUGCAUAUUAUUAUGCAUGGCUGCCAAUCUUAUUUGCCUUCGUAAUUUCGUAAGUUGUCCAUUUAAGAUGCAUUAUUUCUUUGAAUAAAUUGUCACUAACAGUAAGUAGGCUCCGUUACUAAAUUGUUUGUCAAAGGUUUUCAUAUAAUGAAGUAUCUUAAACUUUAUUUUUUAUUACUGUUAAAAAUUCUUUAACAGAUUUACAGUAAUUACUGUAUGUAAUACCUUUUUAAAUGUAAUUUGGAAAAGAAAAAAAUGCAAUGGUAUGUAUGCCUUAACUUGUAGACUAAUCUAUAUAUGUUGUAAAAUAAAUGGCUAAAUUGA
Messenger RNA from Protopterus annectens (West African lungfish), 1833 nucleotides. It is a transcript of the gene SNX6, whose product is annotated as sorting nexin 6. Gene Ontology annotation, molecular function: phosphatidylinositol binding. The record is from RefSeq and is a predicted model, not a curated record. Gene Ontology annotation, cellular component: endosome. Lineage: Eukaryota; Metazoa; Chordata; Ceratodontiformes; Protopteridae.